AAGGUACUUACUCUGAUCAUUUCUAUUCUAUAAUGAGCUUGCAUUGACAGAGAAAACUUGACUUUGCGCACACAGUGAAGGAGCUGAGAAGCGACGACGAUGGAGUUUGAAGAGCUGAGAGAAGCUGUAGAGAAGGCGGAGCUGGUGGACUCCCACGCCCACAACAUCGUCGCCAUCGACUCUGGCUUCCCCUUCAUCAACUCCUUCUCUGAGGCCGCCGGCGAGGCCUUGUCCUUCGCCCCUCACUCCCUCUCCUUCAAGAGAAAUUUGAGAGAUAUUGCCAACCUUUACGGGACCGAGUCAUCUUUGCGAGCUGUUGAAGAUUAUCGCCGAACUGCUGGGCUGCAGUCCAUUGCCUCGGCUUGCUUUAAAGCGGCAGGAAUUUCUGCUCUGCUAAUUGAUGAUGGAUUGGAGUUGGACAAGAAGCAUGACCUGAGGUGGCACGAACCUUUCGUCCCGUUCGUUGGCAGAAUAUUGAGGAUUGAACGCUUCGCUGAGAAGAUCCUUGACGAAGGGACGCCAGAUGGAUCUGUUUGGACAUUGGAUAUGUUCACUAAAAUCUUUGAUGAAAAGCUAAAGUCUGUUGCUGGUGAGAUAUACGGCUUGAAGAGUAUAGCUGCAUAUCGUAGUGGUCUAAAAAUCAAUCCAAAUGUCAGUAAAAUAGAGGCCGAGGAAGGUCUUAGGCAUACUCUCCAUGCUGGAACACCUGUACGCAUCACAAACAAAAGCUUUAUCGACUAUAUCUUCUCUCGGAGUCUGGAGAUUAUCGUGGGCUUCAACUUGCCAAUGCAAAUACAUACAGGAUUUGGAGACAGAGAUUUGGAUUUGCGUCUGGCUAAUCCCCUGCAUCUCCGAGCUGUACUUGAGGAUAAGAGAUUUGGGAAGUGUCGCAUAGUUCUUUUACAUGCAUCAUACCCAUUCUCCAAGGAGGCUUCUUACUUGACAUCUGUUUAUCACCAGGUUUACCUUGAUUUCGGGCUUGCAGUUCCCAAGCUUAGUGUGCAGGGCAUGAUAUCCUCUAUCAAAGAACUUUUGGAGCUAGCUCCAUUGAAGAAGGUGAUGUUCAGCACUGAUGGUUAUGCUUGUCCUGAAACUUUCUACUUAGGGGCCAAAUGGGCAAGGGAAGUUGUUUUUUCUGUUUUACGUGAUGCAUGCAGUGAUGGUGACUUAUCAAUUCCAGAAGCUGUUGAAGCCGCAAGAGACAUUUUUGCAGGGAAUGCAAUUCAAUUCUACAAUAUCAAAAUAAUACCUAAAUCUCAUUCAACCAACUCUACAUGUCCCAACAAGUUGGCUACUACUGUCUCUCAGAACGAUGCUUCACUUGUUCGAGUUAUCUGGGUAGAUGCUUCUGGACAGCACAGAUGUCGUGUUGUCCCUGCCAAACGCUUCAACGAAGUUAUUGUGAAAAAUGGUGUUGGUUUGACUUUUGCAUGCAUGGGUAUGACCUCUGCAGUUGAUGGUCCAGCAGAAGAGACCAAUCUGACUGGGACGGGUGAAAUUAGACUGAUUCCUGAUCUGUCGACUAAGUGGCAAAUUCCAUGGGAAAAACGGGAGGAAAUGGUCUUGGCUGAUAUGCAUCUUAAACCUGGGGAAGCUUGGGAAUAUUGCCCCAGAGAGGCCUUGAGGAGAGUUUCUAAGAUUUUAAAAGAUGAAUUCGACUUGGAAAUGAAUGCAGGGUUUGAGAAUGAGUUCUAUCUCUUGAAGAGUGAGCUCAGGGAAUGUAAAGAAGAAUAUGUACCAAUUGAUUCAACAAACUAUUGUUCUACAUCAGCAUAUGAUGCAGCAAGCUCGAUUUUGCAUGAGAUAUUAGCUGCUCUCAACUCCCUGAACAUCCCAGUGGAACAGUUGCAUGCAGAAGCUGGAAAUGGCCAGUUUGAAAUGGCUCUUGGGCACAAAGCUUGCCACCUUGCAGCUGACAACCUGAUUUUCGCUCGUGAAACUAUAAAGGCUAUUAUGAGGAGACAUGGGAUUUUGGCAACAUUCGUACCCAAGUAUGCACUUGAUGAUAUUGGUUCUGGCUCCCAUGUGCAUCUCAGUCUAUGGCGGAGUGGACAAAAUGUUUUCAUGGCAGCUGAUGGAUCAUCUAAGCAUGGGAUGUCUGAAGUAGGUGAGGAGUUCAUGGCAGGAGUUUUAGCUCAUCUUCCUUCGAUUAUGGCAUUUACUGCUCCAGUACCUAACAGUUAUGAUCGAAUACAACCCAACACAUGGAGUGGUGCAUACUUAUGCUGGGGUAAGGAAAACAGAGAGGCUCCGCUGAGAACUUCUUGCCCACCAGGAAUAUUGGAUGGUUUGGUAAGCAAUUUCGAGAUCAAGUCAUUCGAUGGCUGUGCAAAUCCAUAUCUGGGCUUGGCCGCUAUUGCCGCAGCUGGCAUUGAUGGUCUGAGGAAGAAACUUCGUCUCCCCGAACCUAUUGAUGCAAACCCAUCUAGCCUUGAAGGGAAGCUUCGAAGACUGCCAAGAUCACUUGCUGAAUCUCUCGAAGCCUUCAGAAGAAACAAGAUCAUCCAAGAGUUCAUUGGCAAGAAGCUCUCGAUAGCCAUUAUGGGGAUCCGCAAGGCUGAGAUCGAGUACUAUUCAAACGACAGGGAUGCAUACAAGAAACUUAUACACCGGUACUAAGUUCUCUUCGUGUCUGCAGCAUGUUGGCCACCAUUGACACAAUCAUCAGGCGGUAAACACGUCAUGGGCAUUCAUUUAUAUUCUGUUGCAGUAGCUGACUACAAGUUUUUAUUUGCAUUUUGUAUUGCCAUUUCAUAAGCGAUCACAAAAACUCAUCGAGGUGUAAGUGAAAUAGCCAUCCCCUUUACUUUUUGGAUUCAUUUGCCCGAUUGAAACUGUUACAUCCA
Punica granatum (pomegranate) is the source of this 2846-nucleotide messenger RNA. The record is from RefSeq and is a predicted model, not a curated record. Lineage: Eukaryota; Viridiplantae; Streptophyta; Magnoliopsida; Myrtales; Lythraceae.